AUGGAGAAUGUCGUUGCAUUGUCGGGGACCGACGCUUUUCGGGAGAGUGGCCAUGGCUCAGGCACGUUUGGCACGUUUGAAGACCUCGGCCUCGCAAUAAUUGGCCUUGGGGUGGAAUAUCCGGCGUUCCAGCUCACCCCGCCAGAUCUCAGGACUCUUGCUAAGCGUCAUUACCGGGACUCUCCUGCUAUGUCAAAAGUCAUGACGAUUAACGACUACACCGGCAUCGACACGCGCUCCUCGAUAGGCACCAUCGACAAUCCACUGGUGAAUAGGAGAAAGGCACCAGCCAAGUUUUAUUACAUGGCGUUGGCUGCGCGGGCGGGCUUGCGGCGCUUAGAACGGCUGCGAAUAUUGCAACGGGCUCUAAUUUUCGGCGGAGACCGGCACGAAUACUUGUAA
Messenger RNA from Pseudogymnoascus destructans, 402 nucleotides. RefSeq lists its product as uncharacterized. The record is from RefSeq and is a predicted model, not a curated record. Gene Ontology annotation, molecular function: acyltransferase activity. The transcript has 3 exons. Bases 1 to 402 code for a protein of 133 amino acids. NCBI's taxonomy places the organism in Eukaryota, Fungi, Ascomycota, Leotiomycetes, Thelebolales, Thelebolaceae.